CCCAGAAAUUGCGGCAGGAGGCGGCGGGCUGAGCAGCUCCGGGCCGCCCCCGCCCAGCUCGGGGAAGCCCAGCCGAGGGCAAGGCGGGCACCGCUUCCCUCCGCGCCACUGGAUUAAUUAUUGCAGAGCUUCGAAGGGCGCCGGAGGCGCGGGGCGGUCUCCUCCGCCGCGCCUCCUUCCCGCACCGCCUGCCUCCUGCCCGCGCCGCCGCUCACACCGGCCGCCGGCAGCUGCCCCGGCAGCCGCACCUGCCCGCUCUGCCGCUCCCAACUUUUCCUGCCUGUUGCACGCACCGAGCAUCCCGCCCGCACCGCCCCGGCGGGGAUGGCAGCCGCGGGCCGGCGGGGCCGGUAGCCGGGCGGGCGCUCUCCGGGGCUCUCCGCCCUCGCCGCUGCCCCGCGCUCGGAGGACAUGGAGGUGCAGCUGGGGGUCGGCCGCGUUUACCCGCGGCCGGGAGGCAGAACCUUCCGAGGGGCUUUUCAGACCUUCUUCCAGAGCGUCUGCGAGGCUUUCCAGGCGCCGCGGGAGGAGCCGGGAGGCAGCCAGCAGCCGCCCGCCUGCCCGCCCUGCUCGCCGAGCCCCCGGCCGCUGCCGGGCUCCCCCGCCGGCCCGGAGCCCCGUAGCAACGGGAAGGCGCUGCCGGGGGGCGGCCCCGCCAUGGGCUCGCCCUUCCCCGGGGAGCUGAGGGAGUUGCUGUGCGAGGCUGGGGGGCUGCCGCUGCUGCCGCCGCCCGAGGCCGAGCCGGCGCCCCGGGAGGACCCGCUGGGUGACAGCGCCAAGCAGCUCUGCAGGGCGGUCUCGGCCUCCAUGGGCCUAGCGCUGGAAGCGCUGGAAGCCCCGGCCGAGCCGCUGCCCCGCGAGGACUGCAUGUUCGCCCUGCCCGCCGAGCCGCCCCGCGUUCCCCGCCCGCCCGCCGGGGACCCGCCGGGGCCGCCCACCUCCGCCGCCUUCCCCGCCGCCGAGGCCGCCCUAGCCCUGGAGCCGCCCGCCGGGCCGGGGCUCUACCGGGGCUCCCCGGGCCCCACGGCUCGGCUGCCCCCCGGUUUCGACCCGGUCCCGCCGCCCGCCCGCGUCAAGCUGGAGAGCGCGGCGGGGCCGGCGGCCGGCGGCGGAUGGGGCCCCCCGUGCCGCUACGGCGCGGAGCUCGCCCAGCCGGGCCCCUGGGCCACCUUCUUCGCCGAGGAGGGGCAGCUCUACGGGCCCUGCCCCGAGCCGCCCGCCGGGCCCUUCGGCUGCGGGCGCGGACCGGCCGCCGAGACCGCCGAGCUCCCCGUCGACGGAUGGUACCCGGCGGGGCGGACGCCCUUCGCCGCCCCCGCCGCCUGCAUCAAGAGCGAGCUGGGGCCCUGGCCCGAGGGAUACGCUGGCGCCUACGGCGAUGUUCGGUUGGAGACUGGCCGUGAACAUGUGUUGCCCAUUGACUAUUACUUUCCACCUCAGAAGACUUGCCUGAUCUGUGGAGAUGAGGCAUCUGGGUGCCACUAUGGAGCCCUCACUUGUGGUAGCUGCAAAGUCUUCUUCAAACGGGCGGCAGAAGGUAAACAGAAGUACCUGUGUGCCAGCCGGAACGACUGCACCAUCGACAAGUUCAGAAGGAAAAACUGCCCAUCCUGCCGCCUGCGGAAGUGCUACGAGGCUGGGAUGACCCUUGGAGCCCGCAAGCUGAAGAAGCUGGGUAACCUGAAGACACAAGAUGAGGUGGAUGCAGCCAGUUCAUCCAGCCCCACUGAGGAGCAAGCCACCAAGAUGGUGAUGACACGCAUUGAUGGGUAUGAGUGCCAGCCCAUCUUCCUCAACGUCCUGGAGGCCAUUGAGCCUGGCAUAGUGUGUGCUGGCCAUGACAACAGCCAGCCAGACUCCUUCUCCAACCUGCUGAGCAGCCUGAAUGAGCUCGGGGAGAGGCAGCUGGUCUAUGUGGUCAAAUGGGCAAAGGCCUUGCCAGGAUUUCGCAACCUGCACGUGGAUGAUCAGAUGUCAAUUAUCCAGUACUCUUGGAUGGGUCUCAUGGUUUUUGCUAUGGGCUGGAGAUCUUUCACCAACGUCAAUUCCAGGAUGCUUUACUUCGCUCCAGACUUGGUCUUUAAUGAGUACCGGAUGCACAAAUCCAGGAUGUACAGCCAGUGUGUCAGGAUGCGGCACCUCUCUCAGGAGUUCGGGUGGCUUCAGAUCACUCCUCAGGAGUUCCUCUGUAUGAAGGCUCUACUCUUCUUCAGUAUUAUUCCAGUGGAUGGCCUGAAGAACCAGAAGCUCUUUGAUGAACUUCGAAUGAAUUACAUUAAGGAACUUGACCGGAUCAUUGCUUGCAAGAGGAAGAACCCGACCUCCUGCUCUCGGCGAUUUUACCAGCUCACCAAAGUCCUGGACUCUGUGCAUCCUAUUGCCAAGGAUCUGCAUCAGUUUACAUUUGACCUUUUAAUUAAGGCACAUAUGGUGAGUGUGGACUACCCUGAAAUGAUGGCCGAGAUCAUCUCUGUGCAGGUUCCCAAGAUCUUGUCUGGAAAAGUCAAGCCUAUCUACUUCCACGCACAGUGAUCUUCUGGAGGGAAUUCCCAGUGCUGCCCACCCUCAUUUCAGCUGUCUCCUGCCUGUUAUUUCUGCACUACUGUACUGCAGUGCCUUGGGGAAUCCCCUCCACAGAGGCAGGGUGCCAAGAAGACAGUAACAGACCUGCUGGGAUUCCUGAGAUUUCUAUUUUUCCUGAGGUACCUCUGAGCUGAACUUCCAGCUACAGCUUCUGCCCAGAUCUGGCUCACUGUGCUGGGACAGGAGGUGGUGGCAGUGGCACCGUGUCCACGUUCUCUUGUUUGUGUGUUUUCCUCAGUGAAUUUGAGUGGCCCAGGGCCACAGGAGGUCAGGAGAAAUGGCAGGAGUUGUAGGGUUUGGGUGUGUGUUAAAAAUAGAACAAGACAAGAAGCAGAUUGAACCUAGAAGUUUGGGUGUGGGUUACUUUACUGACCUCCUCUGGGAUUUCUUAUUUGCAUUAUGGUGCUGGAAAGCAGACGAGUUAAAAUAUUGCAGCAGAGACAGAGAGAAAAGUUGGAAGAUGAGAUGGUUUUGCAGCCUGAUGGGUUUGCUGGAGCUGCUGCUGGGUCAGAGAGCUGUGGGGGCUGCUCAUGGCUGCCAGGGCCCCACAGCCUUCCUGGCAGCCCAGAGAGCUCCCAGGGUGUCAGCAAAGGGCUGGAGGACAAGGUGACUUUGGGAAACCCCCAGAGAUGGCAGAUGUUUACUGUGUUCCACCUGGCAUGCUGUUCCUAUGGCUGGUGAAGCUGGACCUGGGCCUGCCUUGCAGAUGCCUGGUGCUCAGCAGUCACCUUCCCACCCUGGGCAGCUGCUGCUCCCCCCACACAGCCAAACCCCCUCCUCAAGUGCCUGGCUUCCUCACACCUCCUCACACCUCAUGCUCUCCCGUCCAGCCCCUCACUGCUCCUGCUGGGUAUCCACAGACCAGUUUUCUGCUAUGCUACUUCCCAUUUUGUCCCAGCUAUUUGAUGCCAGCAGCCCAGAGUCCCAGGAUCAGGGCCAGGACCUGAGGGACCUGCAAGGCCAGGGGGCUGCAGUUCCUGCUGGCCUUCAGGAGGUGGCUGUGGGAAGGGACUGGGGCUGCUAUGGUGCUUCAGGGGCUGCAAAGGAAACCCUGAGGAGAUCCCCUGCCCUUCCAGCAGUGCACAGAGCUCCUGCUAAUUGCGGUGGUUGAUUGCACUUGGGGAGGACACUGUCCCUCCUGCACUGCCUCACACACCAUCCCUCAGGCAUGGUCCCUUAUACAUCACUCACACCCCGUCCCUUGUGCCUCAUCUCUCACGUGUUUCUCACGUCCCGCUUGUCCCCAGCAGCUCCAUAUGUCACAGUGGUGGCACAGCCAGUUGCAGCUCUGCUGUGAGGAUGAAUAAAGGCUCCCAUGGGUACUGGGUCCCCAGCCAGCAACCCCAGCAAAGGCUGAUGGGUCUUGUGGUGCCAGUGACUCCUACAGGUGGGAAUCUCUGAGGAGGGCAGGCUUGCUUGGUCUGUUUGAUACCUCAGGGUCAGGAGACAUUGGCUCACUCCAUGUCCAUAGUCAGAUUUGUUUCUUUGGUGACUCUGCUCCCCACAAAGUGGCCCAGCCCAUGUUGCCCACAACAUUCUGGUCCCCCCCUUCUCACCAAAACCUCCUGCACAGACCUGGCUGAGGCAGGUGAACCAGGUCAGACACGUGCCUUGUGUCGUGCUGUGUCCCAGUGUGGUACCAGCUGCUCAUGCUUGUUGGGUGGCUCCAACAUUCAAGGCACUGGAGUUCAGGCCAGUUGGUUGCCACGUGUGUCGUGUAGAAGACAGCACCACUGCUUCUGCUCGUGCUGCCCAGGCCCUUCAGCAGCUGCCAUCACUCACAGCUCUGCCAGCAAAUGCCCUCAUGGUACCUCUGGGUUCUUUGCAAACCCUUGGCAAGAACGGAACAAUUUUUCUGAUAUUUCUCUGUCAUGCAAUGAGAUUUUCAUUAAGGGAAGGAGUAGGGGAAAAAAACCCACACAACUGUAGCAGUGGAGGAGCUCUCUUUACAGUUAUUGGCAAUGGGGUUUGCUCCUCUACUAGAUACUGCCCUGGUCAUGCUCUUUCUCCUGAAAUCCCUUCAUGCAGGUGGCACCAGAAUCUGUAGGUGACCUGCCUGAACACCAGCCAGCAGGAUGGGAUUCUCAGUAGCUUUCCGUAUUUUAGAGGGCUGCAAGUGUUUUAAAUGUUGUUAUGAUCUUCUAGUAUUUGUAAAUGAACCAGUGAAAAAGUCCUGCUGGUGCAUUUCUCUCUUCUUGAACAUGUUCUGGCUGCUAAGCAGAAGAAUACCAUGAGCAACUGGGUUGAUAAUGAUCCCCUUCAUCAACAGGAGGUUGUUUGUGAGCAAUCCGAGCAGCUACUCUGGAGAGCUUUACAUUUUGCACAAGCUCAUGUCAGUGAAGUUUUCAUUAGUUAAUGAGAGUGGAGAUAGUCUGCUGGGUACUUUUCUGCUGGGAGAUUAGGGAAAAAACAACAGGGAUUUGCAUACACUGAUGUGCUGGUGAAAGCAUAGAGCAGAUGAAAAAUGGUUUAGGAGGUACUGCUGAUGUUUCACCUGCCAGAUGUGUGCACUUCACCUGUACAAUGCUGCUCCCCCCACGAAUGCUCCAAGAAGGGUGCAGGAGCUCUGGUGAAGCCCCCUGGUCCAUGUGCAGGGGGCCCUGAGCUGCCUUCCUCACCAGAGACUGCAGAGCCACAGGCACUGGGCUUGUGGGCUCUGUCCCUUCAGCAUCUAAUUAAACUUCUGCAACUUCUUUAUUCAAAGGUUGACUUUUAAUGAUACUAUUAGAGGGAUGAGUGGAGGAUGUGGGAACCAAUAGCACCUGUGUCUGUAUUUUCUGGGGGAGUUAAUGCUGUUUCCUUCUUUAUUUUCUUGGGCUGCUGCAGGAACUGCAGAAGAAAAAGAUGCUUAAGAUAUACCAAAGUCCAGGUCCUGCCGUGUAUCUUUGUACUUUGUGUUUUCUACUGCAUUUUCUUGUCUACUUUUGCUUUAAUAAAGCAAAGAGAAUUUCACCAAUCUUCACCAUCACAUAGAGGCUGCCCCUGAGGAUUUCCUCAGGAUGGGCGAGCACUGGGAGAGGGACCCCCUUGGUGUCACCAUUCCCACACUGGGCAAAAGGUCCUUUGUGCCUGGCUUAGGGACAAUGGAGCUAAGACAGAGCUGAGAGGAUGGCACCAAGAGCAUGGUGCCAUGCACAGGCAGGUGACUGCCAGGGGUCAGCCCUCCAGGGCCAGCCCGGUGCCCACCUCCUUCCCACCCUGCACUGCUCUGCUCCAGCCCACACAGUGCCACUGGGUCCUUGCUGUGGUCCCUAGAGAUGCUGAGGGGGGUGCCUCUGGUGUCAUCUGCCUCCCACUGGGCAGAGUUGGCCUUCCUUGCCAGAUCACCUGCCAGCACAGGCUGUCCUGCAGCUCCCUGCAGCUGUUGCCCCACUUGCAGAUCUCUCUCCCUAGGUGGUUCAGUCCCAUAAUAUAUGUUAAACAUAUUAAAAAAAAAAAAUUAUAUAUAUAUAUAUAAAGGCAUGCCCUAUUUUAUAUUGCUAAAGAUACCUAUUUAAUGCUCUAAGAGGUUCUUUUCUGAUUGCCCAUUGAUUGCAAAUAAAUAUUCUUCAGAAGAGGAGUCAGUAUGUGCCAAUAUUAAUGGAAACUUUUAAUGAACAGUUUUUUUCUGGUUAGAUACUGCCCAGUUGUCAAAGGUCCAUCCUUUCAUGGUAUGAAUGGAGCAUACACUGGCAUAGUGUUGGUAUCUGCUUCUCCAGCUUUCUUGUAGCUGGCUCUGGUUAGACAGGGAUAGUAUUUGCACUUGGGGGACAACAGAGUGUCCUUUAUUUCUGCCCUCUUUGACUGCACAGAGCAUCCUUGCACUUUAGGGCAGAAUCCUGGAAUUACAGCAUGGUAGCACUUCUCUGGCUGUUUCGAAGGAGACUUUCAGAGGCACAGAAAUCCUUUCUUGUACCAGAAGGACUGGGCAAGCCACGCUCUGCACUGUCACAUCCUGGUGCCCACAGUGCAGUGAUGGUGCAUCUGGGAACCAGCGCCGUGCCCCUGUGGGAGGGGCCAGGCAGUGGGGACACGAUGGCACUUGGGACCCUGGGAUAGUGGGGGUGGAAACCUGGCCCCUGCUGCCAGGCAGCACCGAGGGACUUGUGCUCAUUCCCCUUUGACACAGCAGUGGAACCUGCACUUGUGAUUGAUUCAGAAGGUAAAUAUCUGCACCACACAUCAAACCCCAGCAAAGUUGUUAUAAGCUGCUCUCUGUGCCGGGUAUUUUGUGUUCCGUGGCAAUUCAAUGCUGGUUUUAUUUGUUAACAUGUCUCUGUAAUAAAAAGAGUUCUUUAUAUUGAUAGAUUUUAUUUUCUUUGUAAUAAGCCAAAAAAGCUCAUUGCUGGUGCCUUUUUGCCUGGGGAGGACUCCCAGCCCAUAGCUAUAUUAAUGGAAGUAACAAAGUGCAGUGUCUGCAAUUGCUUCUUUCACCACAGCUGAGUAAAGUCAUGAAGCAAACGCUGCAGGAGAACCAACAGAAGAACAAGGAGCCCAAAGAAUGAGAAGGACUUUCAGGUACAGGAAUGUGGUUAUUUCCCAGGGCCUGGUUGCAAGGAGAGGGUGAAGCUUUUGGCUUCUUGUGUCUGCCAUGGAAAAGCCUUUGCCCUGUCUCUGUGGGACUUCAUUGCUGCACCUCCAGCCUUUACCUUCUGCAGGACGUGCAGUGAGGUUGGGGCUCACACACACCAUUUUAUUAUGGUUGCAACACUAGUUUUUUUCAAUCAGCUUUCAGAAAUGGCAGAGUUUUCCCCAAAGUAACAGCGUCUGAGGCCAAAUUCUGUUUCUAGGGAAGGACAUUAGUCGGAUUGUUGCCACUGCUCUUUUUUUGUCACAAUUGGAACUGAAUUCCUUGACCAAGGAAAACAGAGACCUACGAUGGUUGGAUGUCAUGGAGGCAAGAGCAGUGACAGCUGCUGCCUUGGCCAGCAGUGGUGGGUGCUUGGGGGACAACCGUGCCUUGGGAGUCUCCAUAGGAGACUGAAGGAUGUCUGUUCCCAUAACCAAAAAGAGGAGCCUGUCUGGUAUCUGGGGUAAAGACAAACCCCAUUACACUAUGUGAGGGGAAAUGAGAAUACACACUUUUUGACUGUUUGAGUCCAUGCUUGGGUCCCACGCAAGCCCUGGGCCGUGCUGUGCCACAGGGCAGACCUUCACGUUUGGUGUUCAGCUCUUUUUGUAAUCCUAAAAUCUGUUGUUCUGAGUACAAUAAAGGCAGAAUCUGGUUUGCUGGAACGCUGCUCUAUGUGUGUGUUUGGCUCUGGUUUCCAUUAUGUGCAUGAAAGUGUUAUCUGGUGUGACAAAUCUAGCUAUUGAAGACGCUAGGAAUAAGGGGUCGUUUUUCACUGGACGAGGCUGUAUGGUGGGUCAUUCACAGGCUGUUUUUCACAGUCAGAUUUUGCUGUUAAUCAUGUGUCUGAACUGUUAAUUAAUUUCCACAUCAAUUGACUAAUCCUUUCAUAUAUGCCUCUCUAGGUCUUUUAGAUUGAAUUUCAUUUGAUUAAUGUAUUUCUCAAAACAAGGAGCUAAUAAAGGCCAGUGUCAUCCUC
Messenger RNA from Apus apus (common swift), 8111 nucleotides. It is a transcript of the gene AR, whose product is annotated as androgen receptor. The transcript has 8 exons. Gene Ontology annotation, cellular component: nucleus. Gene Ontology annotation, molecular function: sequence-specific DNA binding; nuclear receptor activity; zinc ion binding. The coding region runs from base 412 to 2532 and encodes 706 amino acids. Gene Ontology annotation, biological process: male gonad development; androgen receptor signaling pathway; regulation of DNA-templated transcription. NCBI's taxonomy places the organism in Eukaryota, Metazoa, Chordata, Aves, Apodiformes, Apodidae. The record is from RefSeq and is a predicted model, not a curated record.